AGAAUCGUGUGGAGACAGUACUCAUUAUGCCUACGCGUACGCACGUACAGCCCUCCCACGACAACCACCGCAUCAUCAGCCAAGCAAGAGGAACUGAGAGAAAAAAUACAUCCUGCACUCAGUGUGUACGACGACAGAUAAUCUUGGAAAGAGCGCCGAAUUUUUGGGUCGAGAUUCGUCCGUUUGAGUGUUAAAUUUUGGAAUUGAAGAAAACCGAACUACUAAUUCGAACGGGGAAAACAGACGGAUUAGCGAGGGCUCGACUUAAGGAGAGGGGGUUAAGCGGGUGGAUUUUACGGCGCAAGGUGGUCGGGUCGGUACGGUGCGAUGGUGGUUGUGGCAACAUCAUGCGGCUUGGUCAAGAUGCUACCGAUGGUUGGUCUGUGUCUAAUCGCCUGGGCCGUCAGUGGGAUCUACGGGGCUCGGGAUGACGUCUACACCAACAGCUUCUUGGUGGAGAUGCGCGAUGGUGCCGGUGAGGCUGCCCAUAGUAUAGCCAAGAGACAUGCUUUCGAAUAUCGGGGAACGGUACUGGGCCAGGAUAACUUACAUCAUUUUGUGCAUAAACGGAGUUCACCGCACGCGCACCGGCGACGGCGAAGCACUGAGCAUGUGCAGACGCUAGAGGCAGAACCUAUGAUAAAGCGGGUCAUCCAACAGACGGGUUUCAAGAGGGACAAGAGAGGCUUCAAGGAUCUGCACCAGGCGUUCAGGAGGUUCAGGCGCGAAGUGGCCGCCAAGACGACCAGCACUGACACGGGCGGAGAAUCGGGUCAAGACAAGGACACAGAGAAGAGCUGGACGGACUUCAACGAUCCGCUCAUACCUAAACAAUGGUUCCUGAAAAAUACCGGUCAGGCCAACGGGAAGAAGGGCCUGGAUCUCAACGUAGAGGCCGCCUGGAAAAAAGGCUACACGGGUAAAGGCGUGACCAUUGCAAUCAUGGACGAUGGUAUCGAUUACAUGCACGACGAUCUAGCGCCCAACUUCAAUCUAGCUGCUAGCUUUGAUUACAGCAGUAAUGAUGCAUUCCCGUACCCACGAUACACGGACGACUGGUUCAACAGUCAUGGAACACGGUGUGCAGGCGAGGUCUCUGCCGUAGCCAAUAACGGUAUCUGCGGAGUUGGUAUUGCUUACAACUCGAAAAUCGCAGGAAUUCGCAUGUUGGACCAGCCCUUCAUGACCGACCUGAUCGAGGCAUCGUCCAUGCGACAUGAGCCGCAGUUGAUUGAUAUCUACAGCGCCAGCUGGGGGCCGCAGGACAACGGCAAGACGGUGGACGGGCCGCGGGACCUGACACUAGAGGCGAUCGCUGAUGGAGUCAAUAAGGGACGUGGUGGCAAGGGUAGCAUCUACGUGUGGGCCUCAGGAGACGGUGGCCCAAACGACGACUGCAACUGUGACGGGUACGCGUCUAGCAUGUGGACCAUCUCCAUCAACUCGGCCAUCAAUGACGGGCGCACCGCCCUCUACGACGAGUCCUGCUCAUCCACGUUGGCCUCCACAUUCAGCAACGGCAGGAACAGGCAUCCCGAGGCUGGUGUGGCCACUACGGAUUUGUACGGUAACUGCACGUUAGCUCACUCGGGCACAUCAGCUGCGGCACCUGAGGCUGCUGGUGUCUUCGCUCUGGCUCUAGAAGCUAACCCCAGCCUGACUUGGAGGGAUAUCCAGCACCUGACCGUCCUGACCUCCAAGCGCAAUCAGCUCUACGACGACAACUACCAGUGGCAGUGCAACGGGGUGGGCCUGGAGUUCAACCACCUGUUCGGCUUUGGCGUACUGGACGCCGGAGCCAUGGUGGAGCUGGCCGAGAAAUGGAAGACAGUGCCGGAACGGUUCCACUGUUCAGGGGCCACCUACAAGGGCGUCAGUCAAGUUCCAGACGGUCGUUCUGGUGAGAAGCUGGUCUUGCGACUCACCACUGACGCCUGCGACGGCCAGGACAACAUGGUGAACUACCUGGAACACACUCAGGCUAUCAUCACCCUGAACAGCACCCGGCGUGGUGACGUGACCAUCUAUCUGACGUCCCCAAUGGGAACCCACAGCAUCCUGCUCAGUGAGCGUCCAGCCGACGAGGACGUGAUCGACGGCUUCCAGCGCUGGCCGUUCAUGACCUCCCACACCUGGGGGGAAGACCCCCGGGGCGAGUGGGUGCUCGAGGUAGCCAUGGCAGACGGCAGCCCGCACGUCGCCACCCUGACCGAGUGGACUCUGGUGCUACACGGCACCAAAGAAGGCACCUACAUCGAGGAAGCCAAGUCCAAGUCUAGCUGCAAUCAAGCCGUCCUGGAGGCCGAGAAGGAGCAAGAAAUCGAGGAGAAGGAGCAGCGGAAGCUUGAACAAAGUCAGGCGGGAGGAAACCUGGACUUGGGUCAAGAGGUCGAGCUCCUUGAAGAUCUAGAGGACGCUAUCAACAAAGAGGCAAACCAGGAACUCGAAGACGAAGAUGAAGAUGAAACCGAGGGAGAGGAUGACAUCUUAGAAAUGCCGGCAGCGCUGGACAACGCAGUACUGCCGCCACUGACGGUCGAUGGCCUACAGGACUCCAGGGACAUACCAGAAGCGUUCUAUUACCCUGAUGGCGGGGAGCCUUGGUACGGGGAAAACGAGUUCUACGGUGAGCCGGUGGGUCAGGACCCGUGGGAUGGAUGGACUGAUCAGGAUGAAGAGAACAUAGACUGGAAGGAUCCGGACAUCUGGAGCAAACUUGGGCAACUGUUUGAAGAGAAGUAUGGUCAACAGAAAUAUCCAUAUGGAUAUUAAUACCCACCCGAACCCACCCUCAGCCUCCAUUCACGCCUACAGAUCCUUUGCAUAUUGGCAGAAACAAAAUGUUUCCAACUUUCAACCUUCUAAAUGUAUGUUGGUUGCCGUUCUUGAAAUAAUGAUGCGUACUCAAUUCCAAAAAAAAAAUCAUUCCAUGUCAGAGAACACGCAAACACAGCUCUGCACCGAGUACAGUUUAUCCACUGUUCUAAAUCAAUACUGAUGACAGAAAAUUGAGAAGGAUCUGUUGGCGUCACUACUCAAAACAACGUUGAAUAUCCUAAACAGCAAGGACUACAAAGUCCGCAAAAACGCACCAUCAUAGAAAAAGCCAUUUUAUGUUGAGGCGUUUAACAUAAGCUUUACUUGAGGAGCAUUAUCUGUUCGGAAUACAUGUACCUCAAUGUGCAGUAUCCCAUCACAGUCUGAACGGAAAAUCAUGGUUUCUUUAUCAUAGGUAAAAUCACCUGUGUCAUGUUUGGUGAUUGGACGAUACUGUAAGCAUAUAGGCCUAUCCUAGGUGUACUCGUCAGGUUGUUGCUCGAAUUUUGUUGUUUUAUUUAGUGUAAUUAUGUCCUAGAUUGUCCUUACAAAAAGGUCAAAAGACAUACUUCUGACACCGUUGCUACGGUAACCAUUUCCAAGAUGGCUCCCACGUAUCUACUGCAGCUUCUUUGAAACUCGGAUCCUACACACAAGGAUUAACGACUCGGUCAAACUCCUGGUUAGACACCCGAUAACGGCCCGUACUGGUGGCAAAUACCAUGAAUACUUGUCAACAAAGACCCCUGCGCGCGGCGGCUUUCACAUUUGCUGGGCUCUGCGCCCGAUCUGUUGUCGAAGUCUGUCAAGCCAGCUAAUUAUAUUUUUGAAUAUUCAUGAGUCUACGUUUUGGUCUUUAUAAUUGAAUUCUGAUAAGUGAUAACUACAUAACUAUGUUAAUGCCGAGCACUAUAUCUUUAGUUUUAAAAUGAACAAUGAAAUGUCGCAUUUGUUUUAUCGGUUCGGGAUGACAUUUCUCUAAAACUUUUUAUUGAAAUUUGACUUUUAUUUCUCGGGUAAAUACUUAUCUAUGACGACAAAAAACUGCACAAUACCGUCUGUUAUAUCCUGAAGUGUUUUUUUUUUCACAAUUUUGAACAAUAAUAUUAUAUCUUACAUAAGGAGUGGUUUUGCUUAAAGCUUUAUGAAUAUUUCCGUUUUAGAUGUCAUGCAAAAAAGGACACAAUGGCACACAUGGAAAAUUCGCGAUUACAAGU
Messenger RNA from Patiria miniata (bat star), 4034 nucleotides. RefSeq names its product neuroendocrine convertase 2-like (gene pcsk2). Gene Ontology annotation, cellular component: Golgi membrane; trans-Golgi network. NCBI's taxonomy places the organism in Eukaryota, Metazoa, Echinodermata, Asteroidea, Valvatida, Asterinidae. The transcript is spliced from 11 exons. Bases 328 to 2772 code for a protein of 814 amino acids. Gene Ontology annotation, biological process: protein processing. Gene Ontology annotation, molecular function: serine-type endopeptidase activity. The record is from RefSeq and is a predicted model, not a curated record.